Messenger RNA from Coregonus sp. 'balchen', 1595 nucleotides. NCBI's taxonomy places the organism in Eukaryota, Metazoa, Chordata, Actinopteri, Salmoniformes, Salmonidae. The record is from the annotation of a GenBank genome assembly.
AGACCUUUCAACAAACAAGACAGCCCUACACCAGAGACCUUUCAACAAACAAGACAGCCCUACACCAGAGACCUUUCAACAAACAAGACAGCCCUACGCAACAGAGUCCUUUCAACAAACAAGACAGCCCAACACUACAGAAACCUUUCAAACAAGACAGCCCUAGACUACAGAGACCUUUCAACAAACAAGACAGCCCUACACUACAGAGACCUUUCAAACAAGACAGCCCUAGACUACAGAGACCUUUCAACAAAAAAGAUAGCCCUACAAUACAGAGACCUUUCAACAAACAAGACAGCCCUACACUACAGAGUCCUUUCAACAAACAAGACAGCCCUACACUACAGAGACCUUUCAAACAAGACAGCCCUAGACUACAGAGACCUUUCAACAAACAAGACAGCCCUACACUACAGAGACCUUUCAAACAAGACAGCCCUAGACUACAGAGACCUUUCAACAAAAAAGAUAGACCUACAAUACAGAGACCUUUCAACAAACAAGACAGCCCUACACUACAGAGUCCUUUCAACAAACAAGACAGCCCUACACUACAGAGACCUUUCAAAACAAGACAGCCCUAGACUACAGAGACCUUUCAACAAACAAAACAGUGCUACACUACAGACACCUUUCAACAAACAAGACAGCCCUAGACUACAGAUACCUUUCAAUAAACAAGACAGCCCUAGACUACAGAGACCUUUCAAUAAACAAGACAGCCCUACGAUACAGAGACCUUUCAAUAAACAAGACAGUGCUACACUACAGAGACCUUUCAACAAAGAAUACAGUCCUACACUACAGAGACCUUUCAACAAACAAGACAGCCCUACACUACAGAUACCUUUCAAACAAGACAGCCCUAGACUACAGAGACCUUUCAACAAACAAGACAGCCCCAGACUACAGAUACCUUUCAACAAACAAGACAGCCCUACACUAGAGACCUUUCAAUAAACAAGACAGCCCUACACUAGAGACCUUUCAACAAACAAGACAGCCCUACACUACAGAGACCUUUCAAACAAGACAGCCCUAGACUACAGAGACCUCUCAACAAACAAGACAGCCCUACACCAGAUACCUUUCAACAAACAAGACAGCCCUACACCAGAGACCUUUCAACAAACAAGACAGCCCUACACCAGAGACCUUUCAACAAACAAGACAGCACUACACUACAGAGACCUUUCAACAAACAAGACAGCCCUACACUACAGAGACCUUUCAACAAACAAGACAGCACUACACUACAGAGACCUUUCAACAAACAAGACAGCCCUACACUACAUAGACCUUUCAACAAACAAGACAGCCCUAGACUACAGAGACCUUUCAAUAAACAAGACAGCCCUACAAUACAGAGACCUUUCAAUAAACAAGACAGUGCUACACUACAGAGACCUUUCAACAAAGAAUACAGUCCUACACUACAGAGACCUUUCAACAAACAAGACAGCCCUACACUACAGAUACCUUUCAAACAAGACAGCCCUAGACUACAGAGACCUUUCAACAAACAAGACAGCCCUAGACAACAGAUACCUUUCAACAAACAAGACAGCCCUACACUAGAGACCUUUCAAUAA